Molecule: messenger RNA, 1136 nt
Organism: Salvia hispanica
Lineage: Eukaryota; Viridiplantae; Streptophyta; Magnoliopsida; Lamiales; Lamiaceae
Product: putative xyloglucan endotransglucosylase/hydrolase protein 7
Biological process (GO): cell wall biogenesis; xyloglucan metabolic process
Cellular component (GO): apoplast; cell wall
Molecular function (GO): xyloglucan:xyloglucosyl transferase activity; hydrolase activity, hydrolyzing O-glycosyl compounds
Source: RefSeq, a predicted model, not a curated record
AUAUUACAAGUAGAGAUGGCGCUGAGUGGAGUGAUAGUAUGUAUUUUGGGUUUGGCAUUGUCUAGUUUGAGCGUCAAUGGUCGGCCUGCGACCUUCAGUCAGGACUUCAGAGUCGCAUGGGCCGAUUCCCACGUUCGCCAAUUGGAUGGCGGCAGAGCCAUUCAGCUCACUCUUGAUCAAUCCUCUGGCUGCGGGUUCGCCUCCAAGAACCAAUAUCUGUUCGGACGUGUGAGCAUGAAGAUCAAGCUCGUCCCCGGUGACUCUGCUGGAACCGUCACCGCCUUCUAUAUGAUAUCAGACCAAUUCAACGUCCGCGAUGAGCUGGACUUUGAGUUCUUGGGAAACCGGUCGGGACAGCCCUACACCGUUCAAACCAAUGUGUACGCCCAUGGUAAAGGUGACAAGGAGCAACGGAUCAAUCUCUGGUUCGACCCCUCUCUUGAUUUCCACACUUACACCAUCUUUUGGAACCAUCACCACAUCAUAUUCUCUGUGGAUGAAGUGCCAAUAAGAGUGUACAAAAACAAUGAGAGAAGAGGAAUUCCAUACCCAAAAUUCCAACCAAUGGGAGUCUACUCCACUCUAUGGGAGGCCGACGACUGGGCCACCAGAGGCGGCCUGGAGAAGAUCAACUGGAGCAAGGCCCCAUUCUACGCUUACUACAAAGACUUCGACAUCGAAGGCUGUCAGGUUCCGGGGCCAGCUACCUGCGCCUCCAACCCCAGAAACUGGUGGGAGGGCGCAGCCUAUCAGCAGCUCACCCCGGAAGCUGCCAGGCGCUACCGCUGGGUGCGCACCAACCACAUGAUCUACGACUACUGCACCGACAGGUCGCGCUUCCCUGUCGUCCCACCCGAAUGUCUCGCCGGAAUAUGAUCAUAUAUAUGCUUCAUUCUCUAUGUUAUACUAUAAAGCAAGCUAAGUGUGGGUUUAUUUGUUUGGUAUUGAGUUUCUUGUAAUGUGUAUAUCUUGUAAUAUGGGAUUGGGAAGCUGAUGUCGGUGUAAUUCUUGAAAGCGAUAUGUUUUUUUUUUGCGUGAUGGUAUUAUCAAGAAAGCCGUUAUUCUUUCUUGAAUUAUAUUCAUUUCCAUUAUUAUAUACUAUUGUCUUAUGAUAUGGAAGAUUUUUAUUUGGGAUA